AGAGUGAUUUCUCUUUCUCUUUCUCAUUUCAGUCAGAUAUUUGAAGCUUGCACGCAAAGUCGUCUUCUUCAACAUCUUCUUCCUCCUUUUUCCAUUGUCUCUACUCUCUUUUUCAAGUCUCACCCAUUAUAAAUUAACUACUCUUUCUAAUCAGUUUGAACACUUCAAAACCCCACCUUUAAUGGCGUUACUCCUUUCUUCUUCUGCUUUUGCUUCAUUCCCUUCCUUACCUUCUUCUUCGUCUUCUUCUUCUUUUGACAAACCAUUCAAAACCCUUUCUUGCUUGAUAUCCAACAAUGCUCCAAACCGCAAAAUCUCUACCAAAUCAGCCACUUUCUCGCCUCUACGAGUGGCUGCUCCUCCUACUCAGCCAUCGAGCUCGGAGCUUGAUCAGGAACUGGUAGAAGAGGAGUACGGCGCUGAGGAGGAGACGGGUGAUGAGAGCUCGGAUUCGAAAUUCUCCUGGAGAGAUCACUGGUACCCAGUUUCUCUUGUGGAAGAUUUGGACCCUCGAUUGCCCACUCCGUUUCAGCUUCUGGGUCGAGACCUUGUUCUGUGGAACGAAAAGGCUACUGGGCAAUGGGUUGCUUUCGAUGACAAAUGCCCACAUCGUCUUGCUCCUUUAUCUGAAGGAAGAAUUGAUGAAGAUGGUAAUUUGCAGUGUUCAUACCAUGGAUGGUCUUUUGCUGGAUGUGGAUCUUGUGCUAAAAUUCCACAGGCUGCACCAGAAGGGCCGGAAGCUCGUGCCAUCCGGUCUCCGAGAGCAUGUGCUACAAGGUUCCCCACACUGGUCUCCCAAGGUCUGCUGUUCGUUUGGCCUGAUGAGAAUGGUUGGGAAAGAGCAAAUGCCACCAAGCCUCCCAUGUUGCCUGAUGACUUUAAUAAUCCUGAGUUUUCAUCUGUGACCAUUCAGCGUGAUCUCUUCUAUGGCUAUGAUACACUGAUGGAAAAUGUCUCUGAUCCAUCCCAUAUUGAUUUUGCUCAUCACACGGUUACAGGAAGAAGAGACAGAGCUAAGCCAUUGCCAUUUAAGAUGGAGGCUACUGGCCCUUGGGGCUUUGCUGGUGCAAAUGAUGGGAACCCACGGAUCAGCGCCGAGUUUGUUGCUCCUUGCUAUUACAUAAACAAAGUAGAGAUAGACACAAAGCUCCCCAUAGUUGGAGAUCAAAAAUGGGUUAUUUGGAUUUGUUCAUUCAAUGUACCAAUGGCACCAGGGAAGACUCGUUCUAUCGUUUGUAGUGCUCGAAACUUCUUCCAGCUCACAAUGCCAGGGCCUGCUUGGUGGCAGGUAAUUCCGAGAUGGCAUGAGCACUGGACUUCAAACAAAGUGUACGAUGGAGACAUGAUUGUCCUUCAAGGACAAGAAAAGGUUUUUCUUUCGAAAUCAAAGGACGGUUCUACAGAUGUUAACAAGGAAUACACUAAACUCACAUUCACACCCACCCAGGCUGAUCGUUUCGUCUUGGCGUUUCGAAAUUGGCUGAGGCGCCAUGGCAACAGCCAACCAGAAUGGUUUGGCACAAGCAGCCAACAACCUUUGCCAUCAACGGUCUUAUCAAAACGCGAGAUGCUAGACAGAUUCGAGCAGCACACCCUUAAGUGCUCAUCAUGUAAAGGAGCUUACACAGCAUUCCAAACAUGGCAAAAGCUGCUAAUUGGCGCCACAGUUGCUUCCUGUGCUGCAGCUGGGAUUCCUUCCGAGAUUCAAGUUCGGAUUCUCUUGGCGGGAUUAGCAAUCCUGAGUGCUGGUUUGGCUUAUGCUCUGAAUGAGCUCCAAAAGAAUUUUGUGUUCAUUGAUUAUGUACAUGCUGACAUUGAUUAGAGAGGAAUUUAAGAGUGAAUAAUCUGUAUCAAUGUCACUCAUCAGUAUUAGGAAUUGAUAUAAUCUGAAGAUAUAGGAGUUAAGAUGUAAGAAAAGAAAGGAAAUUUGAAGAAGACGCAAAAUUUUUCUCC
Messenger RNA from Humulus lupulus (European hop), 1953 nucleotides. Its product is annotated as pheophorbide a oxygenase, chloroplastic. NCBI's taxonomy places the organism in Eukaryota, Viridiplantae, Streptophyta, Magnoliopsida, Rosales, Cannabaceae. The record is from RefSeq and is a predicted model, not a curated record. Gene Ontology annotation, cellular component: chloroplast thylakoid. Bases 182 to 1822 code for a protein of 546 amino acids. The transcript is spliced from 7 exons. Gene Ontology annotation, molecular function: 2 iron, 2 sulfur cluster binding; chlorophyllide a oxygenase activity; pheophorbide a oxygenase activity.